Blepharisma stoltei is the source of this 1391-nucleotide messenger RNA. The record is from the annotation of a GenBank genome assembly. Lineage: Eukaryota; Ciliophora; Heterotrichea; Heterotrichida; Blepharismidae.
AUGGGUAGUUGCAAUUUUAAAUCUGAAGAGCCCGAUACAACAGUUUCGAUUUCAAAGACUCAUUUUCAGUUUCAAUACGUCAUUGGCAAAGGUGGCUUUGGAAAAGUCUGGAGGGUGGAAUUAAAAAGAACUCGAGAAAUCUUUGCAAUGAAAGAAAUGGCAAAAGCCAGAAUCCUUGCCAAAAAAAGCGUGAAUUCAGUUUUAAAUGAGCGAAGACUUUUGUCGAUGCUGAAACAUCCUUUUAUAGUGAACAUGAAAUAUGCAUUUCAAGAUCGGGAUAAUCUGUAUCUCAUUUUAUAGCCAAAUUAGAAUUAGCGACAUAUAUAGUAUAUUAAAAAUAGAAAAAUAUGGAAAUAGAAUUAUUAUGGGGCAAAUACAUAUAAAUUUGAAAGGAGUAUUUGGUGAUGGACUUAUUAACUGGUGGAGACUUAAGAUUUCAGCUAGGAAAACAUAAAAAAUUUACUGAGGAGCAAACGAAGUUUUUUGUAGCAUGCAUUAUCAUUGGGCUGGAAUUUUUGCACACCAACGGUGUGCUGCAUAGAGAUAUCAAACCAGAAAAUUUAGUACUGGAUAAUAGAGGAUAUGUGAGGAUAACGGACUUCGGAAUUGCAAGAGUCUGAAAUCCUGACAAUGCAAAAGAUACCAGCGGAACUCCAGGGUAUAUGGCUCCUGAAGUCAUGUGCAGGCAAAAUCAUGGGGUUGCAGCUGAUUAUUUUGCUGUUGGGAUUAUUGCUUAUGAAUUCAUGUGCGGCAGAAGGCCAUAUCUAGGAAAAUCUAGGAAAGAAAUAAGAGAUCAGAUAUUAGCAAGGCAGGUAUAAAAUAGAAGCUAAAUUCAAGCUUCUGCCAAUACCAAUCCUCUAUUUUUUAAUAAAAUAAGGCCAAAAAAUAUUUGCAAUUAUGUUAAGUAAUAAGAAACCGUAUACAAAUAAAAAGAAACGAAAUUCCAGAAGACUGGAGUGUUGAGGCAGCUGAUUUUAUUAAUAAAGUAACUGAUAUAUAGCUUGUGCAAAGAAAGCCCACAAAUAGACUAUAGGGCUUUUCCUUGAAUAGCCUGAUAACGGGCUGGCUUCAUCCCGUUAUCGGGCUAUUCAAGGAAAAGCCCUAUAGGACUUAACGGCCCUACUGAAGUAAAAGAGCAUCCUUGAUUCAAGGACUUCGAAUGGGCAAAGCUUGCAGCUCGUUCUUUGGUUUCUCCAUUUAUACCAAACCAAAGCGAUGAAAACUUUGAUAUGAGACUUCAGCUUUCUGAUGAUCCAUGGAAGGAUGCAGAUAGCGAAGCUCUCCAACAAAGCGCGACUUUGCUUAAUUCAAACACUGCACAAAAUUUAUUUGCUGGGUAUUUUUUUGAUAUCAAUCAAAAUAGCCAGACAGAUAAUUUAUCAACUAAAUAA